AUGAAGGAUUUGGGAAAAUUAAAAUAUUUUCUUGGGCUUGAAAUUGCUCGUGGACCAGAAGGGAUUUAUGUUUCACAACGAAAAUAUGCUCUCGACAUCAUUGUUGAGGCUGGUCUUCUUAAUGCUAAACCAUGCUCUGUUCCAACAGAAUUAAAUCACAAACUCGCUCUUGCUUCAGCUCUACCACAUACGAAUCCCCAACAGUAUAGACGUCUGAUUGGACGUCAUAUCUAUCUCACUUUUACACGUCUGGAGCUCAGCUACAAUGUUCAUAUUCUGUCCCAGUUUAUGCAGAAUCCAUUGGAGGAACAUUGGCUUGCAGGGUUACGAGUUGUCAAGUAUCUCAAAGGAUGUCCUGGACAGGGUCUUUUGGAGCAUUUGGAGCAUAUGGGACGUAGGAGCAUGGAAGGGACUUGGCGCAUGGACGCAGCUCAACUGGACACGCAAAGGAAGAAGGAGGAAGCCAUCUUGAAGACCAGCUCGACCGUCUACUCGACCAACCGGUCGAGUUCCUCAACUCGACCGGCCAAGCUUCAACUCGAUCGAGCUGAGAAGUCAACAGUCAAACCCGAAAAAUGUUGCUUCCCCCUUGACUUCCUUUGA
Microthlaspi erraticum is the source of this 603-nucleotide messenger RNA. The record is from the annotation of a GenBank genome assembly. NCBI's taxonomy places the organism in Eukaryota, Viridiplantae, Streptophyta, Magnoliopsida, Brassicales, Brassicaceae.